Messenger RNA from Vigna umbellata (rice bean), 2171 nucleotides. Its product is annotated as 1-aminocyclopropane-1-carboxylate synthase 6-like. Gene Ontology annotation, molecular function: L-aspartate:2-oxoglutarate transaminase activity; pyridoxal phosphate binding; aromatic-amino-acid:2-oxoglutarate transaminase activity. The record is from RefSeq and is a predicted model, not a curated record. Gene Ontology annotation, biological process: biosynthetic process; amino acid metabolic process. Lineage: Eukaryota; Viridiplantae; Streptophyta; Magnoliopsida; Fabales; Fabaceae.
CUCCACUCAAUGGUGUUUUGUCUGCUUCUCCUCUUCUACCUGAAUCAUUGCAUCACUUGUGCGCGAGCGAUGUCAUUUUGUGGCCCAGACACUCUUUUUGUUUCUUUACUUCACAUAUGUGUUUCAUAUCUGCCGUUCAUUUCGCCCAUUGUUCUUCUCACCACUCAUGAUAAACUCUUUGCCCUACGUCGCAACUCUCUAUCUAUCUUUCUAAUCAACCAACAAAUUGAACGGUGCAUAAACCAAUUGGCCACACCAUGAAUUGUGAAUACUGCACAUUUAUAGUUUAAAAUUUCAUUUCAUGCAUUUUAGUUACGGUAUAAGGAAAUGCAUUGGUUGAUUUUAUGUCUAUUCAUUCCACAUUAUUAUUUCGUAAAGAUACAGAGUUUGCGGGAAAAGAUGAAAGUGAGUAAAAAAGAGGUGAUAGGGUAAAAAGAGGGAGAAAUUGUGAGGCUAAUUUGGCGCUGAGAAUAUCCGAAAGAAAGAGAUUAGAGUAUAUUCAAUAUUGAUCUUGUUUGUGUUGAGUUCAGUGUCCACACGCUACUAACAAGAAACAACAAGACUUUGUUUCGUAUUGCAUUGGCUUGCGUCAGUAACAUAACAGAGAGAAAUGGGUUUAGAGGAAUAGCAGGAGAGAGAUGAGAGUGAUAGUGCCUCUACAAGGGGUUGUUCAAGGCACAGGAGGUCUUUUCUGGGGUUCCGUCAUUCCUUGUGCCCUCUUCUACUUUCUUCAACUCUUCUUCAAAACCAAGACACGUCACCACCAACCACCACCUUCCGACAACCAUAAGGAGGAUUCCACCACCUUCCACCGUUCUUUAUCUCUCAACGCAAGGCACGCUUCUGCCUCUGCUUACGUCUCCCCUCGCGCCAAUUCCGUAACCGCUACUAACUCUUCUUUCCAUCUUGGUUUCGACAAGGUUGCUGAUGAUCCCUACCAUGAAACUCAUAAUCCCGAUGGAGUUAUUCAACUUGCUUUGCACCAAAACACCCUAUCUCUUGAUUUAAUUCAAGAUUGGAUUCACUGCAACGGAAGCGCUGCUAUAUUGGGGACACCUCUCACCAUUUCCAGGAUUGCUCCUUACCAACCUCUCGAUGGAUUGAUGGAGCUCAAAGUGGCUGUGGCUGGUUUCAUGUGUCAAGUUUUGGAAAAGCCCAUUUUCUUCAACACUUCGCGAAUGGUACUGACUGCAGGUGCUUCCUCUGCCAUUGAGAUUCUGAGCUUCUGCCUAGCAGAUCACGGAAAUGCAUUUCUUGUUCCCACGCCUCUUAGCCCCGGUUUUGACGAGGUUGUAAAAUGGCGCACCGGAGCUGAGAUAGUACCUGUUCCCUGUCGUAGCGCUGAUGACUUCAAUUUAAAUAUAACUUCACUUGAGAGAACCUUCAAUCAAGCAAAGAUGCGUGGUCAAAAAGUUCGUGGAAUUAUAAUAACCAACCCGUCAGAUCCUGCUGGAAAAUUGUUGAAUCGGGAAACACUGUUGGAUCUUUUGGACUUUGCUAGAGAAAAGAACAUUCAUAUAAUCUCCAGCGAGAUGUUUGCAGGCUCUUCUUAUGGUAAUGAAGAAUUUGUGAGCAUGGCAGAAAUAAUGGAGGCAGAAGAUCAUGACCGGGACAGAGUUCAUAUAGUGUAUGAUUUAUCCAAUGAGCUUUCUGUUCCAGGCUUAAAGGCGGGUGCUAUCUACUCCUAUAAUGACAAUGUCGUAGCUGCUUCUAGCAAAUUGGCAAGGUUCUCCACUGUUUCUGUCCCAACUCAAAGAUUGCUUAUCUCCAUGCUUUCAGAUACAAGUUUUAUGCAAGAGUUUAUUGAGGUUAACAGAUUGAGGAUGCGGAAAAUGUAUAAUAUAUUUGUGACAGGGUUAAAGCAGUUGGGGAUUGAGUGCACUAGGAGCAGUGGUGGUUUUUGCUGUUGGGCUGACAUGAGCAGGUUGAUUCGGUCUUACAGUGAAAAGGGGGAGCUUGAGCUGUGGGAUAGAUUGUUGAAUGUUGUCAAGAUCAAUGUUACCCCGGGUUCUUCAUGUCACUGUAUUGAACCUGGAUGGUUUCGUUUUUGUUUUGCUACAUCCACUGAAAAGGAUGUUUCUGUAGUGAUGGAACGGAUUUGGAGAAUUUCCGACUCCACAAAGUGAACAUAGUUGAUGUGGGGUCAAUUAGUUCCGCAAAUUUAGUUGGUU